GGCAAUCAAACUUUCUACCUGAAUCCUACUUCACAAGGCGGAGUUUGGGGGCCUGUAAUCUCUCUUUCCGCCGUACCCGCCAUCUUGUAGAGACCGGGGUUAUCAGGCAUCAUGACGAACACCAGAGGCAAGAGGAGGGGGACCAGGUACAUGUUUAGCAGGCCCUUCCGCAAACAUGGCCCAAUCCCUCUGUCCACAUACAUGCGCAUCUACAAGAAAGGAGACAUUGUAGACAUCAAGGGCACCGGUACCAUUCAGAAAGGUAUGCCUCACAAGUGCUACCACGGCAAAACAGGACGCAUCUACAAUGUGACUCAACAUGCUGUCGGCAUUAUUGUCAACAAGCACUAGGAGAGA
This is a messenger RNA of Gambusia affinis (western mosquitofish), 357 nucleotides long. It is a transcript of the gene rpl21, whose product is annotated as ribosomal protein L21. Gene Ontology annotation, molecular function: structural constituent of ribosome. The record is from RefSeq and is a predicted model, not a curated record. Gene Ontology annotation, cellular component: ribosome; cytosolic large ribosomal subunit. The transcript has 4 exons. Gene Ontology annotation, biological process: translation. NCBI's taxonomy places the organism in Eukaryota, Metazoa, Chordata, Actinopteri, Cyprinodontiformes, Poeciliidae. The coding region runs from base 112 to 351 and encodes 79 amino acids.